AUGCCUCCAAAGGGCAAAGGGAAGAGGAAAAAAGGAGCGAAGCAACACAAAAAGGGAAAUGCAGCAGCAGAAAGCCAAGCUGCAGCCACAUCCAGGAGAGCAGCGCUGGAGGCUGACAGGCUGCAAGAGCACCCAGCUCACUGGAGGGAUGUGGCCUGGCAGAUGAGGGCUGACACUGAAGGGCUCCGGCGGAGGCUGUGGGAGCUGGAGCAGGCACUGGAACGGGCGCAGGAUGACAAGAGAGACAUGCACGAAGAAAUGACCCGGCAAUACCAGGAGCUGCAGAAGCAGACAGCAGCACACAGCCAGCGCCUGGAGGCAAAAGUGAAAAGCCUGCAGGAACAGCUGGCCACCAGGCUGCAGGAAACCCAGCACACCCAGCAGGCUGCCACCAAAGCACUUGCAGAGAGGGACAGGACCAUCGCCCAGCUGCAGGGCAGAAUGGACAUCAUGCAGAGGGAGUAUGAGAAGAUCUUCCACGACAGCCUGGACCUUGUGCUGGCCAAGAUGGCAGAGGCCAGGCAGCACUGGGAGGAGGAGGGCACAACCAUCUGCCUGGAGCACAAGCAGCACCUGCAGGAGUUCGGCCUCAACCCCCUGGAGAUGUAGCACUCAGGGACCCCCCACA
Messenger RNA from Centrocercus urophasianus (Greater sage-grouse), 628 nucleotides. It is a transcript of the gene DRC12, whose product is annotated as coiled-coil domain containing 153. NCBI's taxonomy places the organism in Eukaryota, Metazoa, Chordata, Aves, Galliformes, Phasianidae. The transcript is spliced from 6 exons. Bases 1 to 609 code for a protein of 202 amino acids. The record is from RefSeq and is a predicted model, not a curated record.